Molecule: messenger RNA, 3394 nt
Organism: Hemibagrus wyckioides
Lineage: Eukaryota; Metazoa; Chordata; Actinopteri; Siluriformes; Bagridae
Gene: anpeplb
Product: alanyl (membrane) aminopeptidase-like b
Exons: 21
Coding region: 455-3274 (939 amino acids)
Biological process (GO): peptide catabolic process; proteolysis
Cellular component (GO): cytoplasm
Molecular function (GO): metalloaminopeptidase activity; zinc ion binding; peptide binding
Source: RefSeq, a predicted model, not a curated record
CCAAUUUGACUUGUGCAUGUGUAUUAGAUCGGCAGUGGUGGAAGACCAGAGUGUUGCAGAGUUUCAGGAAAAAGAAUAUGUAGCUUUGUGGUCUGUAACAGUGGGAUGGCUCAUAAUUUAAACUUGAACUUAAUCCAGAGAGGUGCAGGAUGGAAUCGAAUGGCAACCCAUGGAAACGUCACUUGUUUAAUAGAGCAAAGCUUCCUUCUUCCUCCUUGUCCUGGACUCUGAGGUGGGCAGAGGUGGAGACGAAAUCCUGACAAUCACAUGCAAAGUACUUGUUUAUUUGAUUAUAUGUGCUAGUUAAUGUGUAAUCUCAAUGAAGGGCGGUGAUUUCAUACCUUCAGCUGUGUACAUUUCCUCGAUUUAUGGACAGGUUCAGAGUCUAAUUAAAGACUGUGGGUUCCUCACUUAGCUCGGAUUCACUUGUUGGAGCUUCUCACAUGGGACAGACAUGGCUAAAGGAGUAUACAUUUCUAAAACCCUGGCUAUUGCCACAGUGGUGCUGACACUGUCUGCGCUUGGUGGCAUCAUUGUUAUGGUCACCCUCUACCAGAUGCAGAUAGCAAAAAUGCCACCACAGCCUCUACCAAGCCUCCGUCCUACUACGCCGAUUCCAACAGGACUUCCACCAACGCUGAGACUUCCUGACAAUUUGAUUCCACAUAGCUACAAAAUCAACCUUCAACCACAUCUCUACACAAAACUACCCAAUGCCACUGAGCAAGUUUAUAUUUUUGAAGGGAACUCAACAGUUAUGUUUAAAUGCGUAAAAGACACAUGGACUAUCUUUCUUCAUGCCCUGGAUCUAUCCAUCGACCAAGUUAGAGUGACCCAUUCUAACACAAGGGAGAAUAUAGGAGUAGACAGAUACACUUUGCAUAACGACUCUCAUUUCUUUGAGAUCGUACUUAAGAAACAGUUAGUAGGAAAUGGGGACUAUUAUGAGCUUUUCACUAAAUUCAAAGGGGAACUCCUAGAUGAUUUGACAGGUCUUUAUACAAGCCAGUACACAGUGGUAACUGAUGGUGAAGAAGAGAAAAGAUUUCUCGUUGCAAGCCAGAUGCAAGCCACAGAAGCUAGAAAAGUUUUCCCUUGCUUUGAUGAACCAGCUAUGAAAGCAGUUUUUAAUAUUACUAUUAUCCACAGACCAAGCACCAAAGCCCUUUCCAAUGCCAAAUUAGAUAAUGAUCCAAAUGUGGAGGGAGAUUGGAUUGUUUCGACAUUUGCUCCAACACCAGUCAUGUCGACAUAUCUCUUGGCUUUCACAGUAAAUGAAUUUACCAGUCAAAUUGGUCAACAUGAUAACAAGGACAUGAUGAUCUGGGCCCGACCUGAGGCUGUGACUGCUGGACAUACAGAGUACGCGCAGAGUAUCACUGGGCAGAUUCUGACCUUCUACGAAAAUACAUUUAAGCUGAAAUAUCCAUUAAACAAACUAGAUCAGAUUGCCCUGCCUGACUUCAGUGCAGGUGCUAUGGAAAACUGGGGUUUAACAAUGUACCGUGAAUCAGCUCUGCUGUAUAAAGAAGGUGUAUCCUCUUCCUCUGAUAAAGAAUGGGUUGCCAUUGUGGUAGCUCAUGAGCUGGCACAUCAGUGGUUUGGGAACCUUGUCACAAUGAACUGGUGGAAUAACCUGUGGCUGAGUGAAGGGUUUGCCACAUACAUCUCAUACUUGGGAGUGGAUUACAUCGAGUCUACAUGGAAUAUAAGAGAUAUGUUUGUGCUGAAAGAAAUGCAUCCAGUCAUGGAGUUGGAUUCAUUGAACACUUCACACCCUCUGAGCUUGAAGGAGUCUGAAGUUGAGACAACAUAUGAGAUCUUGCAACUCUUUGAUAGUAUCACCUACAGCAAGGGUGCAGCUGUACUAAGAAUGUUGUCAGCUUACAUGGGGGAGACAAAGUUUUUUGAAGGACUUGAGUGCUACCUUGAGAAUUACAAGUACAACACUGCUGACACUACAGACCUGUGGAAGUGUAUGCAGAAGGCUACACAUGAGGAAAUAGAGAGCCUCAUGACAACAUGGACCGAGCAAGCAGGCUACCCAGUCAUCAACAUAAAUACGGCCACUGGAGAAAUUGCUCAAGAGCAAUUUCUAUUAAAGCGAGCAGAGGACACUGGGCUUGAAUGGCAGAUUCCAAUUAUCUAUAUGAAAUCUGGUUCCCUCCAGCCGAACACUGUUCUUAAAGAAAAGGGGCCUGUGAGAAAGCCUGCUUAUGAAGUCACUGAUGAUGGAUGGCUAUUAGUCAAUAUAAAUGCCAGUGGAUAUUAUAGAGUGAAUUAUGAUGAACAAAACUGGGAUAGACUUAUUAAACAACUGGAGAGUGAUCAUCAACCUAUCCCACUCAUCAACCGAGGCCAGUUAAUUGAUGAUGCAUUUAACCUUGCUAGGGCCAAAUACAUCAAUGUCACACUGGCAUUGAGCACAACCAAGUAUCUGAUAAAUGAAACCGAGUAUAUUCCAUGGGAGUCAGCUCUGAACAACUUGGGUUACUUUAUUCUAAUGUUCGAUCGCGCCGAAGUCUAUGGCCCCAUGCAGAAAUACUUACGAACUCAAAUUGAACCACUUUACACGUACUACCAAGAGUACACUGAUAAUGCAACUAUUCCAGGGGACCUUUCUGACCAGUAUAAUCAAAUAAAUGCCAUUUCAGUGGCCUGCAGCAAUGGUCUUAAAAAUUGCACAGACAUGGCAACAAAGCUAUUUGCUGAGUGGAGAAGUGGGAUAGAUCGGAUUCCACCUAAUUUAAAGUCCACCAUCUACUGCCAUGCUAUAGCAGCUGGAGGGGAGGAUGACUGGGAUUUUACAUGGAAAAAAUAUGAAGAAUCCAGACUUGCCUCAGAACAAGAUGUACUGAGAUAUGCACUGUCCUGUACAAAAAUAAUCUGGCUCUUAAACCGAUACCUGGAGUACACUCUAGACCCUAACAAGAUAAGGAAAAUGGAUGUAGUGUCUACCAUCAGGUACAUUGCCAGGAAUGUAGCUGGACAAGCUCUUGCAUGGGAUUUCAUUCGGGCCCAAUGGGACUACAUAAGUCAGCUGUACGGAGGUGGAAUAAUAUCCUAUGGAAGCUUGAUUAAUGACGUGACUGAGAGGUUCAACACAGACUUUGAGCUCCAACAGCUGAAGCAGUUCAAAAAUGAACAUGAUGAAGACAGCCUCGGGCCGACCUCGCAAGCUCUUGAUCAGGCAAUUGAGAGGACUGAAGCCAACAUUAAAUGGGUGAAAGAGAAUAAACAGACUGUGUUGAACUGGUUCAGAGAACAGAGAUAGGUCCAAUAAGCAUCUGCAUGUCUGCACAACUCAGUAUGCUUAGAGCAAUGAGAAACAGAUGUAGAGUACUUCGUGUGGUUAUAGAAACAACAUCCUGUGUUUCCCAAUGUUUUUUUUUUU